AUGGAACACGGUUCCAUCGAGGGGGGCGUCACCAACAACACUGUUCAUAAUAAGAACGAAACAGAUAUCGAGAAAGCGGUCGACACCCCACAACAGUCUGAUGACUCCAGCGCAGAUCCCAACCUUGUCGACUGGGAUGGCAGAAAUGACCCCGAGAACCCCCAGAACUACAGUAAUCUGCGCAAAUGGGCCAUCACAUUGACUAUGUCCUCUAUGACUAUGUGGAUCACCUUUGCAUCCAGCGUCUUUUCGACUGCGACACUGGUGACCGCGAAGGAGUUCAAUGUAUCGGCUGAAGUAAUGGUUCUCGGCACUAGUCUGGUUGUUUUUGGUUUCGCUCUAGGUCCCCUGUGCUGGGCACCGCUGAGUGAGCUAUACGGUCGUCGCAUCCCGCUGUUCUCAGGCUACCUCAUCUUUGCUAUCUUCCAGAUCCCCGUGGCCGUCGCCCAGAACCUCGAAACCAUUCUGGUCUGCCGAUUUUUCAUGGGUGUCUUUGGUUGCUCUCCUUUAGCCGUCGUUGGCGGUGCCCUGGCUGAUAUUUGGGACCCCGUGGACCGCGCAGUGGCUGUCGCUCUCUUCAGCUCGGCUACUUUUAUGGGGCCUGUUCUUGGCCCAAUUGUCGGUGGUUUCCUCACGGAUUCAUACCUUGGCUGGCGCUGGACCGCAUGGAUCACCUUAAUUGCAUCCGCCUUCUUCGGUUUAAUUGCUCUCUUUGUCGUUCCUGAGACCUACGGCCCAGUCCUCUUGCAAAAGAGAGCUGCCCGUCUUCGCAUUGAAACCAAUAAUUUGGGCCACCAUUCCUACUUGGAUCUACACAAGCCCAAAAUGUCAGACAUCGUUACAAAGUACCUCUUCCGACCAUUUCAGAUGCUCGUGCAAGAGCCGAUCCUGGUUGCUAUGACCAUCUACCUCGCCCUAGUUUACGGAAUCCUCUACCUCUUUUUCGAGGCCUACCCAUUUUCUUUUGGUGAAAUCCGCGGUUGGACCCACGCAGGCAUAGCUGCCAUCCCAUUCAUCGCCAUUAUUAUCGGCGUCUUGCUCGGUGCCUGUCUCAUCAUAUACACCACGAAGACUCGUUUUGCGCGCAAACUUGCAAAGCAUGGCAAGGUCGUUCCCGAAGAGCGCCUCGUGCCAAUGAUGAUCGCCUCUGUAUUGCUGCCAAUCGGUCUGUUCUGGUUCGGCUGGACUUCCAGCCCAAAUAUCUCCUGGGUGCCACAGGUCAUUGCCGGCGUGCCUAUUGGUCUGGGUAUCCUGGUUAUUUUUAUGCAGGGUCUCAACUACCUCAUUGAUGUGUACAUGAUGUUUGCCAACUCGGCCAUCGCGGCAAAUACUCUCGUCCGUUCGACAUUGGGUGGCGCGUUCCCGCUAUUCGCUACACAAAUGUACCAGAAUCUAGGCGUACCUUGGGCAUCUAGUGUUCUGGGUUUCAUUACUGUGGCUAUGAUUCCCAUUCCUAUUUUGUUCUUUAUCUAUGGGUCCAGAAUUCGCGCUAUGAGCAAGUUUAGUCCUAAGUUCUAG
Messenger RNA from Aspergillus affinis, 1518 nucleotides. RefSeq names its product MFS transporter. Gene Ontology annotation, molecular function: transmembrane transporter activity. The record is from RefSeq and is a predicted model, not a curated record. The transcript is spliced from 2 exons. NCBI's taxonomy places the organism in Eukaryota, Fungi, Ascomycota, Eurotiomycetes, Eurotiales, Aspergillaceae. Bases 1 to 1518 code for a protein of 505 amino acids. Gene Ontology annotation, biological process: transmembrane transport.